AUGUCUGCUUACUUGCAGGGCAGUUGUCAGCCAAGUUAUAACAGGAUACCUUCCCAUUCUGAUUCUUCAGAUGUUUCUGUACUUUGGUCAGUUUUAUAUCGAUUGACGGUCUUUCUUGAGCCCAAAGAGUUUCCCAGAGUACUAGCUGAAGCUGUACCAGCACAGAUGUAUUUUCCUGUUGCUUUGGCAUCAUUCUUCAUAGCAUAUGUUGUGACUUUCGGAUGGACUAACAUAGCAUCAGAACACUUUCAAUUGAUUCCACUUCUUUACAACUAUAUUAAUAUAAUUUUUGUUGGAGAUAGUGAUAAUGAUGAUUUUGAGGCACCAUCAAUUCCUUACCACAGGGAAAUUCCCAGAACUCUUUUCUUUGGUCUUCUUGGUGUUACAUACUUCGUCCUUUCUCCUCUAAUACUUCCAUUUCUCUUGGUCUACUUUUGUUUGGGAUACAUCAUUUAUCGCAACCAGCUCUUAAAUGUCUAUGUGGCAAAGUACGAGACUGGAGGAGAGUUUUGGCCUACAGUACACAACUGCACAAUUUUUUCAUUGAUUUUGAUGCAUAUUAUAGUAAUUGGGAUAUUUGGGCUGAAGAAGCUUCCAGUAGCAUCUGCCUUGACUCUACCUCUUCCUAUUCUCACACUUCUAUUCAAUGAGUAUUGUCGGAAACGUUUCUUUCCUAUUUUCAAGGCUUAUCCUGCCGAAUGUUUGAUCAAGAAGGACAGAGAAGACCAAAAUGAGUCUUACAUGUCUGAAUUUUAUGAUAAGUUGGCCAGUGCAUACAAUGAUCCAGCUUUGAUGCCAAUCAAAUAUUCAGGAGGAAGUGGUAAUAGCCCCAGGCUUCCUCUACUCAAUAACUCAGAAGUUUGA
Messenger RNA from Sphenostylis stenocarpa, 864 nucleotides. Lineage: Eukaryota; Viridiplantae; Streptophyta; Magnoliopsida; Fabales; Fabaceae. The record is from the annotation of a GenBank genome assembly.